GAACCCAUAAAAUUUAUCACUGUUUAUAAUCUCCCUGAGAGGGAGUAAUAUCACAGGUAUUGAAACUGGAAACAAUGAUUAAAUGGAGAAAUUAAAAUGUCAGAAUCUCUGGAUUUUAUGGGGCUUGAUUACAGGGUUGGCUUUGGCCAAGGCAUCCCGGGCUUGAUCCUUGAAGUCAAAGGUACAGUCAUGCACCUCAGGGUACCUAUGGGACCCACAGUACGUAUAGCCACACUUGCAGUUGAACCCCAGCAGCCCCACCUUUUUGUUGCAACUCCAACACCUGCCGGACGCGCGCGGGGCCGGCGGCGGCGACGCCUCCUUGCCGGCCGACCCAUCGGGAGCCGGACGGGUUUUGAUCCUGAGAUUGGUCAUAGGCACUAUCAGAGCUUUCUCUUCCAUCAUCUUGCACAUGUCCUUGUAGCACUUGGAGCACAGCCCCUUGGUUGCCGCCGUUCCAAAGAAACCGCAGCCGUUCUGACAAAGAGACGGCGGGGGCGGAGAUAUGGUCCCCAACUCCGUCUCGUUUCCUACUUCCGAUGUUCCCAUAUUAUUUUAUCGGUUUUUUCUUGGUCUGUAAAUUAAAGAAAACAAAUCAAUGGCAAUGGACACAUUUGUGGUGAGGUAUAUAUAUAUAUAUAUAUAUAUAUA
Cuscuta europaea is the source of this 651-nucleotide messenger RNA. The record is from the annotation of a GenBank genome assembly. Lineage: Eukaryota; Viridiplantae; Streptophyta; Magnoliopsida; Solanales; Convolvulaceae.